CGAUACCAUGCUUAAGAUGGCCGCCGCGUGAAGGAAAGGAACGAAGCUGAACGUUCGCUUGCUGUGCUCGAGAGCAACAUGCCUGCGAUUGGAGUCAUUUACCCUCCACCGGAGGUGAGAAAUAUUGUUGACAAGACUGCAAGCUUUGUUGCUAGAAAUGGUCCUGAGUUUGAAUCACGAAUCAGGCAGAAUGAAAUUAACAACCCCAAGUUUAAUUUCCUGAAUCCUGGAGAUCCCUACCAUGCGUACUUCCAACAAAAAGUCUUAGAUAUUAAAGAACAGGAUGGAAGAGAGCAAGAGCUUGCCCCAGCCACUCCUGUUCCCCAAAAGCCCAAGCCUCUUAUGCAGCAGACUCCAGUGGCUAUUGUUGAACCACCAGUACCUAAGGAACCACCUCCUGAGUUUGAAUUUCUGGCUGAUCCACCAACUAUCUCAGCAUUAGAUCUGUAUGUGCUUUUAUGCAUGUGCUUCAGUUUUGUUGAAAAGAUAAAUUGGUACACUGUAAAGAAAACACCCCGCAAGAAAGAGGGUGGUCAAAGCUUUAGUUUGAUUAAAACGAAGAACUUCAUAAGCAUGUAUCUUUUCUUUUCCUCACAGUGCUUUCUAAAGGAAAUAGUCUUGAUUCCACCAAGUGAUGUGAAAGAGAAGUUACAAAAAGAUGCAUACAAACCCAAAGAGAUUCUGGAUCGUGUGAUGUAUCGUGUGGAGUGGAUUAGACACCAGGAAAGAGAGAAGAAGAAAUUGGAAGAUGAAAAAGAAAAGGAAAGAGUUGCAUUUGCACAAGUGGACUGGCAUGACUUUGUUGUCGUGGAAACUGUGGACUUCAAAGACAGUGAAACAGCUAACUUACCUCCCCCAGUAAGUAGAGAACAGCUUGGAGCCAGGAUAUUGGCUCAGGAACGAUAUGAACAACUUCAGGACGAAGGAGCUGCUCCUGAUGAUAUGGAAGUCAACAUGGAUGUGGAGAUGGAAGUCGAUGAACCAGAACCACCCGUCCUGCAACCUCCACCCCCUCCCCCUCCCCCUAAGGAUCCAAGUGCGAAGAGCGCUGACUCAAAUGAGAUUCCUCUUCCACCAAUACCCUCUGAGCCUGGCCCCAAACCGCCCCUACCUCCCACAGCCCCUGGCGCCAAUAUUCAGAUCCGACGAGGGUAUGAUCCCAAGGCUCCUAAAGCAGCUGCACCUCAAGUCCAACCUGAUAAGUUCCUGAUCUCACCAAUCACUGGUGAGCGAGUGCCUGCUGAAAACAUGGCUGAACACAUGAAGAUCAGUCUGUUGGAUCCACGAUGGAGAGAACAGCGAGAUCGAGUGUUACAGGAGAAGAAAGAACAAGAACAAGUGUUUGCUGAAGGCAUGUCCAUUGGUAGCAGUCUGAAGCAGUUGGCAGAGCGCCGUACGGAUAUCUUCGGAGCUGGAGACGAAGAAACAGUGAUCGGUAAAAAGAUCGGUGAAGAAGACACCCGCAAACCAGAGAAGGUCACGUGGGAUGGUCACACUGCGUCCAUGGCUGCCACGUCACGCUUGGCUCAGCAAGGCGUGACACUGGAACAACAGAUCGAGGCCAUACACAAGUCUAAGGGACUCACGCCUUCGGAAGAGAGAGAACGAAUCGGACCAAAAGUUCCACAGGAAGAGAAACCUGAAACACAGCGACCACCAACAACGGCCAUCCCGCCCCCUCCCUCCAUGACCUCGAUGUCCACAACGCAUGUACCACCUCCACCCCCUCUGUCGACCAUGAUGAACUUACCGCCACCUCCCCCCAUGCUCCCGCCUGGUGGACCGCCACAAUUUUUGGUGUACUUAUUUGUUUUUUUUUUUUUUUACACAGUUGCAUUUGCACAAGUGGACUGGCAUGACUUUGUUGUCGUGGAAACUGUGGACUUCAAAGACAGUGAAACAGCUAACUUACCUCCCCCAGUAAGUAGAGAACAGCUUGGAGCCAGGAUAUUGGCUCAGGAACGAUAUGAACAACUUCAGGACGAAGGAGCUGCUCCUGAUGAUAUGGAAGUCAACAUGGAUGUGGAGAUGGAAGUCGAUGAACCAGAACCACCCGUCCUGCAACCUCCACCCCCUCCCCCUCCCCCUAAGGAUCCAAGUGCGAAGAGCGCUGACUCAAAUGAGAUUCCUCUUCCACCAAUACCCUCUGAGCCUGGCCCCAAACCGCCCCUACCUCCCACAGCCCCUGGCGCCAAUAUUCAGAUCCGACGAGGGUAUGAUCCCAAGGCUCCUAAAGCAGCUGCACCUCAAGUCCAACCUGAUAAGUUCCUGAUCUCACCAAUCACUGGUGAGCGAGUGCCUGCUGAAAACAUGGCUGAACACAUGAAGAUCAGUCUGUUGGAUCCACGAUGGAGAGAACAGCGAGAUCGAGUGUUACAGGAGAAGAAAGAACAAGAACAAGUGUUUGCUGAAGGCAUGUCCAUUGGUAGCAGUCUGAAGCAGUUGGCAGAGCGCCGUACGGAUAUCUUCGGAGCUGGAGACGAAGAAACAGUGAUCGGUAAAAAGAUCGGUGAAGAAGACACCCGCAAACCAGAGAAGGUCACGUGGGAUGGUCACACUGCGUCCAUGGCUGCCACGUCACGCUUGGCUCAGCAAGGCGUGACACUGGAACAACAGAUCGAGGCCAUACACAAGUCUAAGGGACUCACGCCUUCGGAAGAGAGAGAACGAAUCGGACCAAAAGUUCCACAGGAAGAGAAACCUGAAACACAGCGACCACCAACAACGGCCAUCCCGCCCCCUCCCUCCAUGACCUCGAUGUCCACAACGCAUGUACCACCUCCACCCCCUCUGUCGACCAUGAUGAACUUACCACCACCUCCCCCCAUGCUCCCGCCUGGUGGACCGCCACAAUUUUUGGGUAUUCCGCCUCCGCCGCCCCCUGGCGGGCUCCCACGGAUGCCGCCUCCGCCGUUUGUUAAUCCUAGUCCCCCGGUGGCUCCUCCCAUGUCAAGUAAGCGGGAGGCAGAUGGAGACGAUUCGGUUGGCAAGAAGUCGAGGACUGAGCCGGCUGAAGCGAAUCUUAUUCCUGAAGACGAGUUCCUCGCAUCCAACCCCAACCCAGUCACAUUUGGUGUUCAGAUUCCUCUCAUGCCAGACAAGGCCGAGUGGAAACUGGAUGGCAAUACUAUCCGUCUUACUUUACCGCUUACAGAUCAGGUUUCUGUGAUCAAGGCAAAGCUUCACGAGAUUACUGGGAUGCCAGCUGGGAAACAAAAACUGCAGCUUGGGGGCAUCUUUAUCAAAGAUUCCAACUCGCUGGCUUAUUACAACGUUACUCCUUCCAGUGUGGUGCAGCUUCAGCUCAAAGAACGUGGAGGAAGAAAGAAAUGAGAGACUACUUAAAUUCUUUGUCAUGUCUUUUUCUUUAAUAUUUGUACGUCUGCGUGUUUAAAUUAAACUGUGCAGGAAACGCUAUUACGUUUAGAAUAGACUCUGCGCUUGGACGUAUGGUUUUUAGCUUUAGAUAAAACUUUUAACAUGAAAUAGUGCAGUUUUUUGAA
Orbicella faveolata is the source of this 3503-nucleotide messenger RNA. RefSeq names its product splicing factor 3A subunit 1-like. Gene Ontology annotation, biological process: mRNA cis splicing, via spliceosome; regulation of alternative mRNA splicing, via spliceosome. NCBI's taxonomy places the organism in Eukaryota, Metazoa, Cnidaria, Anthozoa, Scleractinia, Merulinidae. Gene Ontology annotation, cellular component: U2 snRNP; catalytic step 2 spliceosome; U2-type prespliceosome. The record is from RefSeq and is a predicted model, not a curated record. Gene Ontology annotation, molecular function: protein binding; RNA binding.